Molecule: messenger RNA, 769 nt
Organism: Symsagittifera roscoffensis
Lineage: Eukaryota; Metazoa; Xenacoelomorpha; Acoela; Convolutidae
Product: vesicle-associated membrane protein 2-like
Exons: 4
Coding region: 80-586 (168 amino acids)
Biological process (GO): vesicle-mediated transport; vesicle fusion
Cellular component (GO): plasma membrane; SNARE complex
Molecular function (GO): SNAP receptor activity; syntaxin binding
Source: RefSeq, a predicted model, not a curated record
UUGUCAAGUCGGUUUGUUUGUCUGACUUGUUUUGAAAGCAAAGUGUGUCGAAUACGGUACCAUAGUUAGUUUAGUUUAAAUGGUUGAAUAUCGACGCAACAAAGAUUUGAACGCAUUUGUAGAGAUCUUAGUCACUGAUAGCAUUAACGGAGGAGUUAGCACUGUCUCGAAUAAAAAGGAGAGAACAUCAACUAGACGCAACGACGGUGUACACUCAUUGGUAGAUAAUUUAGUUAGCGACAGCAUCAGGGGAGGAGUAAGAAGUGCUUCUUUGAAAGAGGAAAAAAGAGCAACCAUGUCAGCGACCAGUCAGACCAGACUGAACCAGACCCAAGCUCAGGUGGAUGAGGUCGUGCAAAUUAUGAGUCAAAAUGCAGACAAGGCUUGGGAAAGAGGGGCUAAGCUAGACGACCUGGAUAACAGAGCGGCUGCCCUGGAGCAGGGUUCGAGCCAGUUCGCGACCACCAGUCGAAAAGUGAACCGAAAAUACUACUGGAAAGACAAGAAGAUGUUGCUACUUCUGAUCGGAGCUGUCGCACUCGGCCUCGGCCUCCUCGUCCUAUUUAUUUAUCUCAUCGCUAAAUAAGCUUGCAAAAAUUGUUGCUAAAAUCAGAGUUUGCUUUUAUAAAAAAUGUGGUAAUGAAUUUGAUGGUACUCAACAUAUCAGAUAUGAGCUAGUUUUAAUGGACAUUUUAAAUGAUUAUUCACAAUCGCUUUUCUAACUGGAUAUUUAUUAGCCCGUGCCGAGAUCCGCGACUCAUGUUGCGAC